Molecule: messenger RNA, 1599 nt
Organism: Anopheles nili
Lineage: Eukaryota; Metazoa; Arthropoda; Insecta; Diptera; Culicidae
Product: mucin-5AC-like
Exons: 2
Coding region: 1-1599 (532 amino acids)
Source: RefSeq, a predicted model, not a curated record
AUGAAGAACUAUUUGGCCACUCUGAUACUAGCCGUGUGUCUUCUCACCGGCCCUGCCGCGAGCCAAACGGUAUCGAUAAAUGUUGGAGGAAGUGUUAUAACUUUAGCAUCGACUGACCUAUCGACAAUAUUAGCGAUAGUAGCAUCGUUGCAGAGUACUACAACAACAGCAGCUGCUACUACAACGGUGGCUACAACUGCUGCUACGACCACGACAGCAGCUACUACUGCUGCAACGACCACGACUGCAGCAACCACUGCAGCUACUACUGCAGCUACUACUGCAGCAACUACUGCUGCAACCACGGUAGCAACAACUGCAGCUACUACCACAGUUGCAACUACUGCUGCAACUACUACCACAGUUGCAACUACUGCUGCUACAACAGCAGCUACCACUGCAGCCACAACAACAACUGUAGCAACUACUGCCGCAACAACCGCAGCUACAACUGUUGCCACGACUGCUGCUACCACCGCUGCCACAACAACUACAACUGCCGCUCCAACGACCACGACUACAACUGCUGCUGCAACGACUACCACGGCCGCAACAACAACUACAACGGCUGCUCCUAUUUCUGUUACAAUUACUGUGAAUGGAAAUACCAUCACUGUUGUGGGCACAGAUCCUACCGUGGUGUCCUUGCUAACUCAAAUCUUAAACAGCUUGAUCUCUACAACAACUGUUGCUCCAACUACGACCACUACUACCGCUGCCCCAACAACCACCACCACUACUGGUGCUCCAACAACUACCACCACUACUGCUGCUCCAACAACUACCACCACUACUGCUGCUCCAACAACCACCACCACUACUGUUGCCCCAACUACUACUACUACUACCGUUGCCCCAACUACGACCACUACUACCGCUGCCCCAACUACGACCACUACUACUGUGGCAACAACGACUCGUGCUUGUGGUAUUGGAAUCGGUGGUGCAAUAAGCAUCGGAGGACUCGGAAGCAUCGGUGGAGGCAUUGGCAUUGGUUCGAGCGGAAUCGGUGCAGGAGCUGGCAUCAAUCUUGGUACAGGGCUUGGCAGCAUUGGUACAGGAUUCGGAGCAGGAAUUAAUCUAGGAACUGGCAUUGGAAGCAUUGGAACAGGACUUAACACUGGUACUGUGAUCCGUCCGAUUGGAUCACUUCUGGGCACCGGAUUGAACCUGGCAGGUUCAGCAAUCAAUACGGCUGGUAACGUCCUCAAUACUGCAGGAAAUCUAGUUAACACUGCAGGCACCGCCGUAAGGGGAGUCGUAGGAACAGCUACUAACGUACUUGGUGCAGCAACGAACGUGCUUGGCAACGUUGCUACUGGGCUUGUAGGAGGGUUGACUAACGGUCUGCAAGCAGCCACCAAUACUGGUGUGAAUAUUGGAGGAGCUCUUUCAGGAACCAGCGGAAUCCUUGGUAGUCUUACAAAUGGCCUAACAAGUGGGCUUACGAACACUGCUACCAGCGGGCUUACCAAAACCCUUACUGGCGGUCUUACAGGAGGACUUUCAGGUGGGCUAACAGGUGGACUUACAGCUGGCCUUACGAGCGGACUUACGAGUGGUCUGACCGGUGGCUUACGUUUCGGAAUUGCUGGAUAA